Molecule: messenger RNA, 421 nt
Organism: Cydia amplana
Lineage: Eukaryota; Metazoa; Arthropoda; Insecta; Lepidoptera; Tortricidae
Exons: 3
Coding region: 54-407 (117 amino acids)
Cellular component (GO): nucleus
Molecular function (GO): zinc ion binding
Source: RefSeq, a predicted model, not a curated record
UUUGCCUAAAUUUAUUUUAUAUUGUUUUAUGUUUAAAGUUGAAACGAUAAAUAAUGAGUGAAUUAUGGAACAAAAGCUAUCUGUGUCGUUGUUGCCAAGCUAAAGAUGGCUUCAGAAGCCUCGGCGAGCCGUAUGUUCACGAAGGAGCGCAAGAAAUUUACGCAGAUAUGUUACGGGAUUGUUUGAAUAUUAUUAUGAAACCUCCAACUUCAUCCCAGUCAUCAUACAGCAUCUGUGAAGGCUGUGUCUGCAGGCUGCGGGAUGCAACUGUCUUUAAAAGGCAGGUUCUCGCAUGUGAGAGCUUGCUGAUGGAAUACAGUGAUCAGGUUAAUGAUGAAACAAGUGGAGAUCCUGAAAUAAAGUCUGAAGAUGAUAGCUGCUCCGAUGGUAAACAUUUGUGCAAAUAAUUAUAUUAUUUUUA